Molecule: messenger RNA, 1131 nt
Organism: Lactuca virosa
Lineage: Eukaryota; Viridiplantae; Streptophyta; Magnoliopsida; Asterales; Asteraceae
Source: the annotation of a GenBank genome assembly
CAUCAAUUACUUUUUUAUAACCCAAAGAGAAGGAAAAUGAGCGCUUUUGUUCAAGCUUUGAUUUUGAUGGUAUUUUCAGCAACACUAUUAUGCUUUGUGCGUAGCGCUCCUCAGGUACCUUGUUAUUUCGUAUUUGGUGACUCAUCAAUGGAUAAUGGAAAUAACAACCACCUGGUUACGACGGCAAAAGCCAAUUACCCACCAUAUGGAAUUGACUUUCCCGAUGGUACUACCGGGAGAUUUUCAAAUGGUCGAAAUACUGCGGACGUUGUAGCUCAACUACUAGGUUUUGAAAACUCCAUUCCACCUUUUGCAACAGCAAGACGUGAAGAAAUCGUUCGAGGGGUAAAUUAUGCAUCAGGUGCUGCUGGAAUUCGUGAUGAAACCGCGGAACACAUGGGUGGUAGGAUAUGCAUGAAUCGGCAACUAACAAAUCAUGCAAUCACAAUUUUGCGACUAGUCAACUUGAUUGGUAAUGGGAGUUUAGCCACAGUUCGACAACACCUCAACAAAUGCAUAUACACCGUUGCAAUGGGCAAUAACGACUACAUUAACAAUUACUUUUAUUCAAAAUACUAUCAAACAAGCAUCUUAUACACGCCAGAGCAGUAUGCCAAAAUCCUCAUUAAACAAUAUUCCAAACAGCUAUCUAAACUGUACAAAUAUGGAGCAAGAAAGUUUGGGAUACCUGGAGCUGGAUACAUAGGUUGUACACCAGCAAUGAUGAAGAGGUUUAACACAAAUACAUGUGUGGAUGCUGUAAAUGGAGCUAUUAUACAAUUCAAUGCCAAGCUUGUUACUGCUCUUGGUGACCUAGAGAGCAAACUCUCUGGUUCAAAGUUCAUCUUCAUUGACCCUCCUCGGGGAUAUUCCAGUGAAGACCGACGGAAGUCCACCAGAAUCAUCUACUACCACCAAGAGAGGGAUUGUUGGUCGGGAAUAGAGAAAGGGUUAAAUGGCAACGUAUUUAAGUAUGAGACAAGACAUCUACGGUUGGUGCUUUUAAUUCCUGAUUACCAUGAAUUUGGAAACAAUGUGAGUUUUGUUAGGAUUGGCAAGUGUCGAUAUUGUGUCUGUGUGUGUGUGUUGAGUCUAAACCCACAACUACAAACACCUGAUAUUGAUUUCUGA